This is a messenger RNA of Dipodomys spectabilis (banner-tailed kangaroo rat), 942 nucleotides long. RefSeq names its product olfactory receptor 10T2-like. Gene Ontology annotation, cellular component: membrane. NCBI's taxonomy places the organism in Eukaryota, Metazoa, Chordata, Mammalia, Rodentia, Heteromyidae. The record is from RefSeq and is a predicted model, not a curated record. Gene Ontology annotation, biological process: G protein-coupled receptor signaling pathway. Gene Ontology annotation, molecular function: olfactory receptor activity; G protein-coupled receptor activity. Bases 1 to 942 code for a protein of 313 amino acids. The transcript has a single exon.
AUGGACAAUCUUACCACAGUGAGCACAUUCCUUCUCUGGGGAUUUUCCGGCUUCCCAGAACUGCAGGAUCUACUCUUUGUUGUGAUUUUCAUCUCCCAUCUGACCAUCUUAGUGGCAAAUGUGUCCAUAAUGGUAGCCAUCAAGCUCAGCCACAACCUUCACACCCCCAUGUACUUUUUCUUGUUUGGCCUGUCCUUGUCAGAAUCCUGCACCACGAUGGUAAUUCUGCCUCGCACAUUAGUGGACUUGUUCUCAGAGAGCAAGACCAUUUCUCUCCCUGAGUGUGCCACACAGAUGUUUUUCUUCUUUGGCUUUGCGGGAAACAACUGUUUCAUCCUGUCUGCUAUGUCCUAUGACCGUUACACUGCCAUCCACAAGCCCCUGAAGUACCCCAUCCUGAUGUCAAAGAAGAUCUGCUCCCAGCUCAUGGCGGCUUCUUGUGUGGUUGGGUUCUUUGUUUCUUUUUGCAUCGUCCUCAUUGUAUUCAAUUUGUCUUUUUGUAAUUCCAACAUCAUUCAGCACUUUUUCUGUGAUAUCGCACCUGUGGUCUCCCUGGCCUGUAAUAACACUUCUUUUCAGAAGAUUAUUCUCCUUGCCUUUACUGUCUUUGUGUUAGUGGGAAGCUUCAUUCUCAUUAUGACUUCUUAUGUCUUCAUUGUGGCCAUUGUCAUGAAGAUGCCAUCUACCAAGGGAAGGUAUAAGACAUUCUCAACUUGUUCUUCUCACUUGACCGUGGUGUUCAUCCAUUAUGGAUUUGCUUGCUUUAUCUAUCUGAGGCCCAAGAAUAGUAACUCAUUCAGGGGAGAUACACUAAUGGCUGUCACAUAUACCGUGCUGACGCCUCUGCUUAACCCCAUUGUUUACAGUCUACGAAACAAAGAAAUGCAGACAGCACUCAGGAAAGUCCUGGGCAGUGUAAAUAGGUUUCCUCCCCUUAGAUAG